This is a messenger RNA of Megalobrama amblycephala (Wuchang bream), 4033 nucleotides long. Its product is annotated as glycosyltransferase family 92 protein. The record is from RefSeq and is a predicted model, not a curated record. Bases 2669 to 3997 code for a protein of 442 amino acids. NCBI's taxonomy places the organism in Eukaryota, Metazoa, Chordata, Actinopteri, Cypriniformes, Xenocyprididae. The transcript is spliced from 3 exons.
CAUCUUGUCUCGUCUCGUGAACUCAAUCUCGAGUCUCGUCUCGUCUCGUGAGAUACUGGUCUCGUCACACCCCUAUUGGUUAGUAAUAGUUCAGUUGUGUUUGAACAUGAAAAUCCGGUUUGAUGACCCAUGAAAAAAGAAGUGAAAACCAAGAUCCCAGAAUCCCUAACAGUGUUCAUGUCACUGAAACUUCAUCCAUUGCUGACAGCUGCAGCAUGUUGUGACCCAAAUUAGUGGUCUUUAAAAAGAGUUGCUUCAGCAGAGUAGCAGUUUUUGUAUGGUGUGAGUUGUUAUUUAUAUUGUUUAUUUACAUUAUCUUUGUUUAUUCAUGUUCUUUAUGUAUUUAAGUUUAGAAACCAGUCUGAUGCACCUGUGGAAUGACCAAUAUGUUGUUGCAGUGGUAAAAAUAAAACAUCUAGGGUUAUGAAUAUAACCCCAGUUCCCUUAGAGGGAAUGAUACGCUCCAUCAAGAUGGUAUGGGAACGCCCCCUUGCGUGACCAGUGUCUGAAGCCUGCAUGGAAGCAUGCAAAUUAAUUGGCAGAUGGCAGUCCUAUGCAGUACCUGUGAGUUUAAAACGGUGCCUGCAUUAGACAUCAUCAGCUUUUUUGUCUGAAGGAGAUGUGCAGGCAUGCCUGAAGCAUGGAAGUGGGACGCAGCGUCUCGUUCCCUCUCAGGGAGCCUUGGUUAUGUUCAUAACCCUAGACUUUCCCUUUCAAGAAAACACAACACUGCGUCAAGAUGCUAUAGGAAUGUUAAUUCCCACUUUGCCAUGCUGAUCAAGUGCCUGCUUCACUAAGAUGUGAAGAUAUGCACAAUCAGAGUGAACUAGCACCAAUAACUUACACCGGAAUCAUUAAAUGCAUAUAAGUCCAUUAGGCACAUCAUUAUGACAUGAAACAAUGCCCUUAAUUCCUAGAAGAGCUAGUGGCCCAGCUAGUGAAUUCCCAAAGCUCAGUGCUCCUGGGGGAGUGGAGCUUACCAGGCAAAUCCCGUAAAUGGAUGAGAUAUGGAAUUGCUUACCACAACUCUACACAUCCUCAAUCCGUUACUACCUCUUAGCACUAAGAACUGCAUUAACAGCAACUCAUUUCCAGGGGAGCAUGUAACCCUACUUUAACACCCAAUGAUGUUUGGGAAGGGCCAAGAUCUAUACCUUUGUCACAUCGGCUAAUGGUUACCUAUUCCCACAGCUCUAGCAAGGAGGACAAAGAGUGGGCCGCCAUAGCACGAUUCUCUGUAGGCUAGAAAAGCCUAUAGUUCUAGCAAGGAGCAUGUCUACUUCCGGCUAGAGCGCUGAGUGUGAGGACAGAGGGUGGCCGAUUAUGACCACUUUCUUAUACUCUAUCAUCCCGUUAUUCCUUGCUACCUGUAGAAACAUGUUACAUAGUUCCAGAACUGUGUCCACGCCAUCAACUCCAAGUCCAAACUGGAGGGGCGACAGAUGAGUAGUGGGGGUAUUUGCCCAGUCUUUCUAAUCCAUACAAGCCUAAGGUAUAUAAAUCCUUCCCUCAAACUCCAAGUGCCCACAUUAUCACCUCCAGGUCCAAACUGGAGGGGCAACCGAUGAGGAGUGGGGGUAUUUGCCCAGUCUUCCUAAUCUAUACAAGCCUAAGAUAUAUAAACCCUUCCCUCAAAUUUCAAGUGCCCACAUUAUCACCUCCAGGUCCAAACGUGAGGGGUGACAGAUGAGGAGUGGGAGUAUUUGCCUAGUUUUCUAAUCUAUACAAGCUAAGGUAUAUAAACACUUCCCUCAAACUCCAAGUGCCCACAUUAUCACCUCCAGGUCCAAACUGGAGGGGCAACCGAUGUGGAGUGGGGGUAUUUGCCCAGUCUUCCUAAUCUAUACAAGCCUAAGGAAUAUAAACGCUUCCCUCAAACUCCAAGUGCCUGAAUGAUCACAUCCAGGACCAAACUGGAGGGGCGACAGAUGAGGAGUGGGACAUCCGUGGUGGUAUUGCCUUACAGGAGAGGCGAAUGACAUUCACCUAUGUUGCUCUUAGCUGAUCAGAACUGCCGUGCUGCACCAGCAAACACAAAGUACAACCCAGGAGAUGCAGACGAGUCAAUUCUAAUCUCUCAAGAAAAAGAAUCCUAGAUCUCUCCUUGCGUUUCAUCACAGUUGAAUGCAUUCAGCUCCCUCAAGAGUCAAGCAUGCUCAGUACACUUGUAUUGGCAAGGCAGGAGCCUUCAAAGAGAAUACAGCAUGGGGAGAGAUAGCUCGCAAGCAACUCUCAACGUGGAGCAUUUGCUUAUCUCUGCUUGCACAGCUUCUCACCACACAAACCGUUUGACUGUGUGGGAGACGCUACACAAGCCGACACACACCAUUCCGUGAUUUUGACAUAUCAAUGUGGAAAUACAGGAGAAAUGAAGGCUCACAGAAUUGUACAGUAUGCAGGGAGGGGAGGAGGCGGUUUAAUUAUAAUGUCCAUCUCAACUCUCUCCACAUCUAGUUCCUCAGAACUAGACGUCCUCUGCUCUCAAGCUCACAUUGACAGGCACUCCAUAUGACGUCAUAGGACUGCCGUCUGCCAAUUAAUUGGAGUGUUUCCAUGCAGGCUUCAGACACCAGUCACACAAGGGUCACCAGUCCCAUUGCGUCUUGACGCAGCAUUGAGUUCCCUUGAAAGGGAUCUUUAGAUGUUGCUUUAAGGAACUAAAGGACAGAUGGAAAAAGACAGAUUUAAGGCACUUCUUUCACUAUCAUUUAUUGUCACUGUUAUUGGCGUGCUGUUUUUUGUGAACAUGGACAGUCCUUCACAUUACAUAAACAUGCCUCCAACAAUAAGAGCUUCUCCAACAAAUAAUACAUUCAAAAUCUCAGAGGCUUCAAAUCCGAUAACACCCAUCAUAGGCUCAAAGCAUUUCAUGGUGUCUGCAUUUGUCGACCACAGACUGGACGGGGUCAUUCGAGUCAUCAGCAUAAUCAACAGAAAUAGUCUUCAGCCACUUUACUGUGUUUACUGCAACACUGAAUAUGACUGUAGAACUGUUCAGGCAGAUGUUCAGAUACACAGUGACCACUUUAGCUUCCCGUAUGGUGCCUCAGAUAUAAUCUGUAAAGGUAAGCACAUGCAAAAUGCAACACAUGUCCUCAUAACAACUGAAAAGAAAGAAUCAUUCGAUCUCAAGAUGGAGUAUCUGCCAGUACAAAAUAAGGUGGUAAGAGAGACUUUCAAGUUUGACAUCACUAUUUGCAUCUCCAGCCUUUUUGGCGACUACAACAAUGUACUACAGUUUACUCAAACUAUGGAGAUGUACAAGCUUCUAGGUGUCCAGCACGUGGUUAUAUAUAAAACCAAAUGUGGACCAGACCUGGAAAAGAUUUUAAAACAUUAUGAAAUAGAGGGGAUACUGGAGAUUGUUUCAUGGCCUAUCGACAAGUUUCUGAACCCAUCCUCAGGCUGGAACAUCAAGAAACACAAGGGCGAUCUCCAUUAUUACGGUCAGUUAGUAACACUCAACGAGUGCAUUUACAGGCACAUGUAUCAAUCCAGGUACGUUCUCCUGAAUGAUUUUGACGAGAUCAUCAUGCCAUACAAACACAGCAAUUUACCAUCUCUUAUGGAGGAUCUCCAGUCUGCUCAUCCCAGUGUAGGGGUCUUCCGCAUAGAGAACCACAUAUUCCCUAAAACACAGUUUGAGGACAGUGGGAAGUUCAAACGAGCAGAAUGGAGUAAUAUUCCUGGUGUAAAUAUCAUGGAGCACAUUUACAGAGAACCUGAUCGAAAGAACAUUUACAAUCCCACAAAGAUGAUUAUCAACCCAAGAAAGGUGCAGCAAACAUCAGUACAUUCCACUUUGAAAUACUAUGGAGAUACUUACCGUGUACCUUUUGAUGUAUGUAGGAUUGUUCAUGUGAGAGUCCCACUGCAGGGGCAUCUUACCAAAGACAAACUGUUUGUAGACAAAAGAGUCUGGGACUUUGCGCAAAAACUGAUACCGAACAUUGACCAGACGUUGAAACUUACUGGUUUCCUGAAUGUCUCCAGCUGAAAUGUUUGUAUUAAUUUAAAUAAAGCCUAAACUGUA